AUGGCUGUUGUCAAGAGUUUGGCGACGGGUUUCACGGCUUGGGCAACAAAACAGCGCUCGCCAGGCUAUAGCAGGAUAUACGCUGAAAAUGAUACCGAGUCACUGCCAUCCCCUGCCUUUCGUAAGAGAAAGUCUUCAAGAUGGCUUCCGAGUUUGUCUCCUAGAAUGUUGUUGGCCGUAGUGGCGUCCAUUCUACUCUUUUCUUGCAUUCUGUUCACGGUGAGCCAUGAUCGUGUUUCGACCUCCGAGUCUUCGCCUUUACAGGACGGUUUAGCACCGCUUCCUGCGGUAGAAAAGGGUGGUCCCCGCCGCCUGCGAGUUAUCGUACCGGCAGAUGGUCCUUCGCCUGAUUUGUGCAAGAUGCUCAUGUCGGGUCUUGUUUCCGGAUAUCCCAGUCCGGUUAUCGUCAACUGGGGUCGCGAUUUUCACAAGUCCCCAGGAUGGUUUGGGGGCUCACAUCUCGGCAAGAUAGACGGCGCACUCGAUUUUCUCGACGCCAUCACCUCCGACCAAGCUCCCGAAGACGAAAGAUUAGGGCCAGAUGACCUGGUUAUUGUAGUCGACGCUUACGAUCUUUGGUUCCAGCUGCCACCUUCCCUUCUCAUUCGAAGAUAUAUGGCCCAAAACUACGCGGCGGACCAGCGUAUCCGCAAGGACUGGGGUGCUGAUUCUCAGACCUGGUUCUCCUCCAACGGCAACACAACCGAGUUCGUCCCUAAGCAAUCGAUCAUCAUAUCCACUCAGAAGAAAUGCUGGCCCGAUCCAAGCCUUGGUUCCGACCCCCACUGUGACAAGUUACCCCAGUCGACCGCACGAGAGGAUCUCUAUGGUUCACACACGGAUGAGGAUCCUCUGCAAUUCCAUGACGUACGCCCGCGAUACGUUAACAGUGGCAGCUUCAUGGGCCCCGUGGGCGACAUGCGCCGUAUGCUCCGCCGCGCUCAGGAAAAAGUCGAAGAAAAGCGUGCUGCAGGAAUUGACAUCUUCAGUGAUCAAGGCAUCUUCGCCGAGAUCUUUGGUGAACAAGAGAUGUGGCGAACUUCCAAGCGCGAACAUCGUCGGUCGGGAAAGAUAUCCGAGGCCGAGAACGCUGAAAUCAUGCUCGAGGCGGCGCAUUUCGAUUACGGGGUCGGUCUGGACUACAUUCAGGACUUGUUCACCCCGACCGUCUUCGAAGAAGACGACGGAGAGUACAUCGUUUUGAGCAACAAAACUGCUCUUGAGGUGGCGGCCAAUGAGCGGGUCAUUAUUCCCCCACGUGUCGAAGGUGUACCAGAAGAUAUGCUGGAAACGCGCAUCCCACUCUCAGAAGCCGGAAUCAAUACUAAACUGGGAUGGGCUGAUGUGCCGCUAUAUACGGACUUCUGGACUACCUCUGUGCCGGUUAUAGUCCAUCACAAUGCCCACCGAAAUGGUCUCAAAGGCUUGAGACUUAAAGACUGGUGGAAGAACAACUGGUUCUUCCCGUAUCUUCGACACCUCAUGGAAUUUCAAGCACGGCCCAGGGCGCUUGAGCCUCUAUUCAAGAUCAUGGGACAAGAUGGGGCGAAAGAUCUUGUUUACUGGGCACCUGCAUCAGAUGCCAACAAGAGAAAGCCACGAAUCUUUAACAAGGAGAAGUUGAAGAAAGAGGGCCUUCCUGAGUCAAACUGGAAUCCGUUGUGUACGAAUGAGGGUAAUGAGGAAUGGUGGAAAGAAGUAUUCCAGGACGGGAAGGGUUCCGUUGACCCUGAAAGCUCUGAUGCCAGUGAUAAGAAUACACCACCAGAGACCGAGGAUGGUCAACGGUGA
Messenger RNA from Colletotrichum truncatum, 1791 nucleotides. RefSeq lists its product as uncharacterized. The record is from RefSeq and is a predicted model, not a curated record. Lineage: Eukaryota; Fungi; Ascomycota; Sordariomycetes; Glomerellales; Glomerellaceae.